Messenger RNA from Drosophila mauritiana, 1360 nucleotides. RefSeq lists its product as uncharacterized. The coding region runs from base 85 to 1128 and encodes 347 amino acids. The transcript has 2 exons. NCBI's taxonomy places the organism in Eukaryota, Metazoa, Arthropoda, Insecta, Diptera, Drosophilidae. The record is from RefSeq and is a predicted model, not a curated record.
UACACUCAAAAAAUAAAAAGAAAAACAGUUGAAAAAGAAAACAAUUCAUAAAAAAAUUCAUAAACAACAAAAAACACAAACGCGAUGCGAAAUUCAAAGAAAGAUUCGUUCAGGGAAGAAUAUGGGAGUGGGACUAGGAGGCCACACAACUCGCUGAAUCUGGUUGAUCGGGAACUUUCUGUUUUCAUGAGGAUACCAAAGCUAAAAUUCCAAUCCGUGGAGCCCUUACCCAUCGCUUCCAGGGACUAUGGGCUAAUGAAGUCCUCUAAUAAGUCGUCGACUCCAUAUCCUCGCGCGCAGCAAGGAGUUGAUGCCAGUUUACUAAAGGCUCGUCUCAUAAUGCGUACUGGUUCUGAUAAUCGAAACCAUUCACGCCCGGAAAGGCCGGAAAGACCGGAAAGACCGGAAAGGCCGGAAAGACCGGAAGACGGAAGUCCAAGUAUCAGCGAUGGGAGCUCUCAUAGGUGGAAAACCCUGCCAAAAUCUAAGCCAUCGGUCGCCGUAUUUCGUCGCCCGUCGCUGACUAGGAGUAUGAAGGAUAUAGUUGCCGUUGGCACUCCGCAUCCAAAAAAAGGCGUGGCCUUAAAUCCCAAGGUACUGGGCCGGCGGCUGACAGACAUAAACGAAAUGUUAUGGAAAACAACCGAUAUGAGCGAACAUUCAAUGCCAAGCCUGGUGAAACCGAAGGGGUUAAAGACGAAGAGGAAGGUCCUGCUGGCAACGCCCGAGGAAAGUCGAGAAUCGGAGUUUAUGCACCGCCCCGGAGCACCGCCAGAUGAAGAACUGGUCGGUGAGGGUGUGAGCCCGCGGUUAACCUAUACCGACUGCGAAGACACGAUGUGCUCGAUUUGCGAGGAAUUCCAGGAGCCGCAGCUAAGUUUCGCAGAGCGACGCAAGAUUUCCCAGGAGGGGGAGUACACCAUUGCAAAAUACGGCCGGAAAAUGAGCGAUAUAAUGAUGGCGGCCCCAAAUGCGAACCAGGAGGUUGACGACAAAAGUAAGCGCUACGCAAAGAAAGCUAGUUUAGAGAUGGAGAGGUAUAUGCGAUCGCAGGGCCUGGUCAAGAUAUCAAACGAUCAGGUUACCAUGACCAGAAAUAUGGCCCGUAUAUCGACACAGAUGAAUUGAUCCCUUUAUGGAUUAUAUGAUCACUGGUCACGCGAGGGAUUUCUUGUAGCUUAGCUAGCAGGAUUGCCAAAGGAUGAGAGAUUUCUUCACCUACAGCACUCCUGCUGGUUAGAGGUACGAGACUUCGAUGUGGUAUCUGAAUAUAUUCAACAAUUUGGAUUUUAUUUUAUGUAAAUUGUGGUCAACUUCUCAAAAAGGAUUAUCAUUAAUGGAAUCUAUAUAAUAUAAUUGA